Molecule: messenger RNA, 1273 nt
Organism: Eufriesea mexicana
Lineage: Eukaryota; Metazoa; Arthropoda; Insecta; Hymenoptera; Apidae
Product: pyrazinamidase/nicotinamidase
Exons: 4
Coding region: 64-1110 (348 amino acids)
Molecular function (GO): calcium ion binding
Source: RefSeq, a predicted model, not a curated record
UUAUAUAAUAGUGAAAAAUAAUUUGACUAGUCAAAAUCAUUGUACAGUACAAUUUUCUCUAAUAUGGAAACAAAAAGUCAACAGUUAGUAACUGAUUUGCUUGAUGGAAAAAAACGGUGGUCCUUCGAGGAGUUUUUGACCGAGUUUGAUUUACCAAAAGUACAUAAUAAUUUAAAUUUUGUUAGUUUUCGCUCGAUCUCUGCAGCACUUUUUGAUCCGAACGAAAUUGAACGAAAUGAAUGGAGAAUUCGAGAUAUUUUUGACAUAUUCGAUAUAGAUAAAGACGGCGUAUUAAAGGAAGAAGAAUGGAAAGUAUUUUAUGAAUGGUUACGAGUAACAAUUGAACCAGUAGACGCUCUUUUAGUCGUAGACGUCCAAAAUGAUUUUAUUGAUGGUUCUUUGGCUCUUAGCACUUGCGAAGCCAAGCAAGAUGGAGGUCAUGUCGUGGACCCAAUUAAUCAUUUAGUGAAGAAUGGACGUUUUAAUAAAAUUAUUUAUUCGUUAGAUUGGCAUCCGGAAAAUCAUAUCAGCUUUUACGAAAAUUUACAUUUACGAGAAUUACAUUCAGAUUCAAAGGUGACAAAAGAAAAUGCAAAACCACUUGAUACAGUAAUUUUUGCAAAUCCUUAUUUGGAGCAAAUUUUAUGGCCUAAACAUUGUGUAAUGAACACAUGGGGAGCUGAGUUACACAAAGACCUUAUAAUUGGACCAAAUUCUGAACAGGUACGUAAGGGACAAAACUCAGAUAUGGAAGCUUAUUCCGCGUUUUCCGAUAAUAAUUUUGAGGGUUCAAUGGAAUUGCAAACAAUUCUAAAAAAGGCGGCUGUAAACCGCAUUUACGUGUGUGGUCUUGCUUAUGAUAUUUGCGUGAAAUCUACAUGCUUAGACGGCCUUCGAUUGGGUUAUGCAUUGGCUGUGAUUGACGAUUGUUGUCGUGGCGUUACGAUAGAAAAUAUCGAAAAUACAAAAAAAUUAAUUUCUGAGAAAGGGGGUUUAAUUACUAACAUUAACGAUGUUCUUGCAAUGGUAAACGAGGGGAAACGAAGCCUUGUCAUGAGUCACCAAUCUGCUAGAAAACUUAUUACAAUGUUAUCUGAUCAAGAAAUAUGAAAAUAUGAGAAGUAUGAGAAAAUUGUUGCAUGUUGACGCAAACUGUUACAUGAGUAAAGCUGCAUGAUUACUUUAGAAAUGGGGAGGAUAUUUAAAGAAUAGAAGUUUGUAUUUGUAUGAUUGAAAAUUGAAUAAUCUGACCUGGUAUAACAGUAGAAAUGCU